Cercocebus atys (sooty mangabey) is the source of this 2793-nucleotide messenger RNA. Its product is annotated as caspase-1-like. Gene Ontology annotation, molecular function: cysteine-type endopeptidase activity; caspase binding. Lineage: Eukaryota; Metazoa; Chordata; Mammalia; Primates; Cercopithecidae. Gene Ontology annotation, biological process: proteolysis; regulation of apoptotic process. Gene Ontology annotation, cellular component: protein-containing complex. The transcript has 8 exons. The coding region runs from base 302 to 1426 and encodes 374 amino acids. The record is from RefSeq and is a predicted model, not a curated record.
CUUAAAUAAGAAAAGCUUUAAUUCUGGUGAAAAAUGUUUCUAUUUCCCUUAAAGCAAAAAUGUUUCACAGGGAUAUACACUACCCACAACUUUCCCAAGAGCUGUGAGGUGGGGUCAGGGGAACAGUGGUUCACAUACUCCAAAGGUUCUGUUACUUUUCUCUUUCAAGCUUUCUAAUGAUUGAGAAACUCUUCAUUGUGUGAAUUUAAUUGUACACAUACUUUUUCAAUCCUGUCUUAUUCUCCAAGCUCCAUUCCCCUCCUACCCUGAUCUAUCCAAGGGCUGGUGAAGAAAAUUUCCCAUGGAUACACUACCUGAUGUAGGCUACAGUUCUGAUUCUUUAAUGGAAAGAAAAAUAAAGACAUGCAUAUGCAUGUGCAGUAAGUGUUUCCCAAUACAUGUACAGGCCCUGCCAAAAAGGAAGACGAAGCAUACUUUCAGUUUCAGCCACACAAGAAGGGAGAGGAGAAAAGCCAUGGCUGACAAGGUCCUGAAGGAGAAGAGAAAGCUGUUUAUCCAUUCCACGGGUGAAGGUACAAUAAAUGGCUUACUGGAUGAAUUAUUACAGACAAGGGUGCUGAACCAGGAAGAGAUGGAGAAAGUAAAACGUGAAAAUCCUACAGUUAUGGAUAAGGCCCGAGCUGUGAUUGACUCUGUUAUUCGGAAAGGGGCUCCGGCAUCCCAAAUUUGCAUCACAUACAUUUGUGAAGAAGACAGGUACCUGGCAGGGACGCUGGGACUUUCAGCAGCUUCUCUGGCAAUGCAGGACAACCCAGCUAUGCCCACAUCCUCAGGCUCAAAAGGGAAUGUCAAGCUUUGCUCCCAAGAAGAAGCUCAAAGGAUAUGGAAAGAAAAGCCGGCAGAGAUUUAUCCAAUAAUGGUCAAGUCAGGCCGCACACGUCUUGCUCUCAUUAUCUGCAAUGAAGAAUUUGACACUCUUCCUAGAAGAACUGGAGCUGAGGUUGACAUCACAGGCAUGACAAUGCUGCUACAAAAUCUGGGGUACAACGUACAUGUGAGAAAAAAUCUCACAGCUUUGGAAAUGACUACAGAGCUGGAGGCAUUUGCUCACCGUCCAGAGCACAAGACCUCUGACAGCACCUUCCUGGUGUUCAUGUCUCAUGGUAUUCGGGAAGGCAUUUGUGGGAAGAAAUACUCUGAGCAAGUCCCAGAUGUAUUACAACUCAAUGCAAUCUUUGAAAUGUUGAAUACUAGGAACUGCCCAAGUUUGAAGGACAAACCGAAGGUGAUCAUCAUCCAGGCCUGCCGUGGUGAGAACCAUGGUGUGGUGUGGUUAAAAGAUUCAGCAGGAGUUUGUAGAAACGUAUCUUUACCAACUACAGAAGAGUUUGAGGUUGAUGCUAUUAAGAAAGCCCACAUAGAGAAGGAUUUUAUUGCUUUCUGCUCUUCCACACCAGUUUCCUGAAAGGACUCGCAUUCACUUGGUCACCUCUAGCCCAAAGGCCCUGCCUCUGCUCAAAUAGUUAAGUUUUCUAAAAUAUUUUCUAAAAUGAGAUAUCUUCUUUCAGAAGAGGUUUGGUUCUGUAUUGUGUUGAACAUGUCCUGAUGUAGAACUCAAUAAUUUUUUUCCUAAUGAUCAGAAACAAUGACAGCACCCAAAAACACCAUACAUUUUCAGCCUGAGUACCUAUAGUAGAGUUUAACAUUAGACAGAACUGUUACUUAGUAUCUUUUGAUCCCAGCCUUCCACAUGACAUUCACCACUCUCUAAGUAGCUCUUUGCAGGCCCCUGGCUUCUCGUCAUCAAUCUGGCUGAUUUAUGUGUCCUUCUUUUCUUUCACUUGCCUUACUCCUCCCUUCCAGAUGACUGUCAGAAACUCCAAUUUAGUUAUCUAUAACUUCCAUGUUAAACCUAUCUCCACAUUCUGCUGUGCCAAUCCCAACCACAUCAUAGUGAUCUCCUGAAGAAAAAUAAUUAUCUACUUCCUUAAUUUCACAAAACAUUUGCAGAGACAUCUGUCUCCACCGUAUCUUUCACUUACUUCCUUUUACUAGAACAAGUCUCAGUUAAAGCCUUCAUUUAGCUGAGAUGACUGUGUUUCUAAAUAGAAUUUUAUUAUCAAUAUAUACUUUAUGACCAUUAUAACUGGCUAAAAUGUGUCAUUAAAGAAUGUGUCUGUCAUUAUAUACAGAGUUAUUGCUGCUGCUUUUCUCUUAUGCCUUCCUUUGUAUAAUUUUAUACCUUCAUUACUUCUGUGUCUACUAUGCAGUAAAUUAAUAUUGCUUUUCUUUAAUAUUUCUCUUCUUCAUAAGAACUUUUUCCCUCCAAUAUAAUACACUCAUUUCCUUAUCUACUCCUUCUAGAUUUCUACUUUUGUUCUGUUUUAUGAUUUUUAUAGUUAACUUUUUGUGUGUAAAUAUCUUACUGUCAAUGUUAUUUAAUUUUGAUUAAUUUUUUAUGAAGUAUAUAAAUUGAGAUUUGUUAAUAUAAUUACCUGUAGACUGAGUAUUGCAUAUCCUGGGUUAUCUCAAACACUUGUGUGACCUCAGAUACCACUUGUGUAUGGAAUUAUUACCAUCCCCUGUACAGCUGAGUCUAUUAAAUAUCAGAAUGCAUAAUUAACUUAAAUCACAGUCAGUAAUACCACUUUGGAAAUGUACAUUUAGAUAUUUUGUUUCCAAAUCCCAAUCACUCCCCUCUACCGCAUUCUGCCUUUUCCUUAUUUGCUACUAAAUUUAUGAUUUCAAACAUCACUCAGCUGGAGUAGAAAUAUUAGGGUUUCUUCUCUUUCUUCAGGCAAGAGCUAGUCUUGAGAUUUGAAAUGUGCUUUA